This is a messenger RNA of Colletotrichum chrysophilum, 1392 nucleotides long. RefSeq lists its product as uncharacterized. Bases 1 to 1392 code for a protein of 463 amino acids. NCBI's taxonomy places the organism in Eukaryota, Fungi, Ascomycota, Sordariomycetes, Glomerellales, Glomerellaceae. Gene Ontology annotation, molecular function: aspartic-type endopeptidase activity. The transcript has 3 exons. The record is from RefSeq and is a predicted model, not a curated record. Gene Ontology annotation, biological process: proteolysis.
AUGGAGGCAUUCCUGCAAACCCAGGCAAAGUUCAAGCUGGACAAGGGUCUCGCCAAGAUCCCCGCCGCCUUGAACAAGAACUACCAGCGCCAUGGCACAAAGUCGUACGUUCACUUGCUCAACAAAUACAAGUUCGAGCCCACCAAAGCCGGCCCCUAUGUCCAGACCAAGAGGAUGGCGCAAAGGGGUCUUGCUGCCCCGGGCUUCAAUGCCCCUCUCGGCGGUCGCGUCUCUAUGAAGAACGUUUUGGUGAAGAAGACCGACUCUGGGGAACAGAGCGGAGAGGUCACGGCGGAGGACCAGCAGUACGACUCCAUGUACCUCUGCGAGGUGUCCAUCGGCACGCCGCCGCAGAAGUUCAAGCUGGACUUCGACACCGGCUCCUCUGACCUUUGGGUCUUCUCAACUGAGCUCAGCAGCUCCCUCCAAUCCAACCACAACAUCUUCGACGCCUCCAAGUCCUCCACGUUCAAGAAACUCGACGACCUCUCGUGGAAGAUCUCGUACGGCGACGGCAGCUCCGCCUCGGGCGACUGCGGCACCGACAACCUCGUCCUCGGCGGGCUGACGGUCGAGAACCAGGUCGUCGAGCUCGCGCAGCAGCUCGCGCCGCAGUUCUCCCAGGGCACCGGCGACGGCCUGCUCGGGCUGGCCUUCAGCUCCAUCAACACGGUGCAGCGCGACGGCAACAUCCGCGACCCGCAGAAGACGCCCGUCGACAACAUGAUUGCGCAGAAGGAUAUCCCCUCGGGCGCGGAGCUCUUCACCUCAGCCUUCUACAGCGAGCGCGACGAGGGUAACCCGAAGUCGUUCUACACGUUCGGUUGGAUUGAUACGGACCUCGUCUCGGCGUCCGGGGAGGAGAUCCACUGGACCGAGAUUGACAGCUCACAGGGGUUCUGGAUGUUCGAGUCCGGCAGCGCGAGCGUGAACGGGAAGGCCGUCGGCAAGAGCGGGAACAAGGCCAUUGCUGACACCGGCACGACGCUCGCGCUGGUCGCGGACGACGUGUGCGAGGCGCUGUACGCCGCGAUCCCCGGGUCCAAGUACGACGACCAGCAGCAGGGGUACGUCUUCCCGACGAGCACCAAGGCGGACGACCUGCCCGAGUUCAAGGUCGCCGUGGGGGACAAGGAGUUUGUGAUUCAGAAGGAGGACUUGGCGUUUGCGCCUGCUGAGGACGGAUGGUGGUAUGGCGGUGUGCAGUCGAGAGGGUCAAACGAUUUUGACAUCCUUGGUGACGCAUUCUUGAAGUCCAUCUAUGCUAUCUGGGACCAGGGAAACACUCGGUUUGGAUGUGUUCCGAAGAUUGAGAAGACGCAGAACCUGACUCCGCCAUCGGGCUCGGCGACCGGGUCCAGCAAGAUUGAGACGAUCAACAGAAGAUGGUAA